AGGCGCACAUCUCAUGUGAACAAGGACAUGAUGAAUACACUUACUGGAACCAUCGCCGUAGAACACGGAAAACUGUUCUAUACGCACACUCCCGCAUAUCCUGCAGUCACCCAAAGACCCCCGUUGCUACUCAUCCAUGCAGGUGUUGCUGAUCACUCAAUGUGGGAGACGACUGUGGCUCACUUUAGCCAGAGAGGACACCAAGUCAUCACAUAUGACACUAGAGGGUACGGCCAAACCCGAAAUGAUACUACAGCUCCAGAAACUGCGUCAUACAGUAAUGUCGACGACGCGAUUGCAUUGCUAGAUCACCUUGGAGUGAACCAAGUUGUUGUCGUCGGUAACUCUCGCGGUGGAGCGAUUGCCUUAGAUAUCGCAUUACAGUUUCCUAAACGAGUAAUUGGGGUCGUCCAUAUUUGUGGUGGAGUGGGCGGGUUAGAAGGUCCAGAAUAUGAUGAGACUACCAGCGGAACGGACCUUGAGAAGGAGAUCUUCACCAAAAUCCUUCAGGUCUACAGUGAUAAGAAUUGGGAUGCGUUGGAGGACCUGUUUGCAUCUGCUUGGGCAGAUGGAGUUGGACAGCCUUUACGCAGAUCAGGACAUGUGCAUGACCGUGUCAAGCAAAUGGUCCAUGCCAAUUUGGCGGCUCAUGAAAAGAGCGGAGAAGCACUGGCUGUUAAACCCAGACAUCCGCAGCCGUCUGCAGCAGAGAGAAUUGAACAAUUGAUGUCUCCGCUGUUGGUGAUUGUUGGUGGGCUGGACACCUCUGCUACCAUUAGAACUGCGGAUUGGCUGGUCAGUAAAGUAGAAAAGGUUACAAGGGUGGACUUUCCGCAGUGUGCUCAUAUGGUUAGUUUGGAGGAGCCUGACAAGUUCCAUUGCGUUGUUGAGGAAUGGUUGGAAAACAAUGUUGGCUGUGUCAAGGCUAUAUGAAAUAAUCGGUUACUAUGUGAAUGCGAAGGACAUAGACUUGGAAACAAGCACGUCAUUCGUAACCCAUCAACUGACAUUGGGCUAGUAGCAACAGCCUUCUGUUUGUAACGACGCCUACUACGCAAGCCCAUAAGCCAAAGUCAACAAAUCCAAUUCUGUAUUCACAACCCUUUAUCUUAACGAGAACGAUGAAGCGAGGUACACUCGAAUCUCAAUGAUAUUGUGUUAUAGCACACAAUGGAAGUAGAAUCCAAGUGCCUUCCGAGAGAUAUACAAUUUCGCCACAUUUCAGUAGAGGGUUGAGUAGCGCCAUAUUAUAGGCAGUUUAUGUGCCCAUUAAAGAAUACAAGAUGAACCACAUUUUGGC
Spizellomyces punctatus DAOM BR117 is the source of this 1300-nucleotide messenger RNA. RefSeq lists its product as uncharacterized. The transcript has a single exon. Bases 28 to 933 code for a protein of 301 amino acids. The record is from RefSeq and is a predicted model, not a curated record. NCBI's taxonomy places the organism in Eukaryota, Fungi, Chytridiomycota, Chytridiomycetes, Spizellomycetales, Spizellomycetaceae.